GGGUCAUUUACUUUACUCAAGCAGCUGUCUUGAAUAAAGGUCACCUUGUCUUGUCAUUGGUGACACCUUUUAUUAAGGUUAAACCAUUAGCCCGACCUUUGUAUGUGUGUGUGUUGCUUGAGUAAAGGUUAAGUAAGAAAUGUAAUGUUAACUUUGUUUGGGACAAUUUUGAAGGAUACUUUCUUUACUGACCUCUAAUCCAAGUUCAAUGGACAAUAGGAACCACUUAAUUGUUGUUCAAAUGAAUGCCUUACUUUGGAUCAUUGGUCAUUUAAUUGGUUUAAUUGCUGCUAAUGAUUCAACGUGUUUUGAUUGCAUUUUUAAGGUUCAGUCGAGUAAAGCGAGUGAAUCGUUUGUUCAAAAUGAUAAGUUGAAUUUUACUCCAGCUUGGCUCCAAUUAGGCAAACCAGACAAUGAUAUUGAUCUUUGCUUAAACUCCAUUGAAUGUCGCCAAUCCGUGGUGAAACAGUAUUUAAUAGACAAUGGUCAUGAUUGUAAUGGCGAUGGCUCGAUUGGUUGUAUAGAUUAUGCGCUCAUUUUCCUAUCAAAUGAUUCCAAUUGUCAGACAGCACCGUCAAUAGUCGUUGAGUCCCUCAGUCAACAAGUCAAUUCAUGUCUUGAUCAAGAUAAAAACGUUAUCUCUAAUCUUGAUGAGGUUACAAGUCAGUCAAGUUACACCUUAACUGGCGAUAACCUGGAGCCAUCAACCGAAGGUUAUGAAACCUUACGCACAACCAUUCCACCAGUUGCAGCCAAUUUGAUUAAUAAAGAAUGUUUGAAAUGUAUUUGUGAAGCUUCGACCAACUGUGACAGCAAUACUUCGUGUACUAAUGAAGCAUGUGGACCUUUCCGUCUGUCUCGUAAUUAUUAUGAAAGUGCUGGCAGUCCUGGAGAUGGAUUUGAAGUUUGUUGCCGUGAUGUAGCUUGUUCAGAGAAAGUUAUCCAAAGUUACGUUUUGAAACACCUUAAAGAUUGUGAUUCCAAUAGCCUGAUUGACUGUGACGAUUUUGCGGCAAUUCAUCGAUAUGGAAAUUCUUGUGCAAACUAUAAACAUAAGCAGACCGAAUAUUGGCGUCAUUUUGAAUAUUGCACAGUUAUGGCUGAUAGUGUUAGACGUGAAGUCGAUCCAUGGGAAAAUAGUCCAAGACCAAGUGUAAACCAGCCGUCAAUGUCAUUACCACCAUUGGUUCCUUAUCCAGUUCGCUUGGGCUUUUCUACUAAACCACCAAUUAAUACAAUAAAUCAUUUAACCAGUCAAAUGAUCAACUUGGAUGAGCACUGUUUGAAUUGCAUCUGCCAAGCAAGUAGUGGAUGCAAUAUAACUCGAACUCAAUGUCCCAAUGGAAGCAAUUGUGGUCCAUACCAAAUCGAUUUAUCUUAUAUCAAAGAAGCUGGUGGAGAUUCCAUGGCAGAUAACACGUUUGAGGAUUGUGCCAAUGACAAAGAAUGUUCUGAAAACAUAGUUAGAGUUUAUAUGAAAAGAAAUGUUAUGGAUUGUAAUGAAGAUGAAAUAUUAGACUGUACUGACUUUGCAUUGGUUCAUAAACUUGGUCGAUCUCAUUGUCGUCAGGCCAGGGAAGUUGAAAGCUUCUUGAAUUCAGCUUAUUGGGCGGAAUUUCAAGCUUGUUAUGGCUUUGAUUAACUAAAUUUAUGUAAAUAGAAACUAAAUGUUUAAAAAUUAAAUCGAUUAAAGGUUUACAAUUAAAAAA
Molecule: messenger RNA, 1709 nt
Organism: Tetranychus urticae (two-spotted spider mite)
Lineage: Eukaryota; Metazoa; Arthropoda; Arachnida; Trombidiformes; Tetranychidae
Molecular function (GO): lysozyme activity
Source: RefSeq, a predicted model, not a curated record